Messenger RNA from Corylus avellana, 2816 nucleotides. RefSeq lists its product as uncharacterized. Lineage: Eukaryota; Viridiplantae; Streptophyta; Magnoliopsida; Fagales; Betulaceae. The record is from RefSeq and is a predicted model, not a curated record.
UCACCCCCCUGCAUCCACAAGUCGUUUGUGUCUCUCCUCACUCACACACUCGAUCAGUCGAAGAAAAAAAAAAAAAAAGAAGAAAAAGAAAAAGAAAAUAGAAAAAAACGUUUCAAACCCAAAGUCGCUCAAAAAAACCCUAGCUUCCUCAGUCUUGUACACAAUACAUACAGCUUUUUCAUGGUUAUAAUUUUGGGUCCUUCGAGAUUUUGCCGGAAAAUCUUUGUCCAUCCGAGAAAGCGCAUGAGAAAUUCGAUAUUUUUGAGAAACCUUUGGUAAAUCGUGAAUUUUUUUUUGGGACGAAUUUUGUGAUGGGUUCGGCGCCGGUUAUACUGGAAAUAAGCUCCGACGAAGAGUCGAGUUUAGGCGGUGUGGGCGAGGGGUUCGAUUGGAUGUCGGAGCUCUUCAACGAAAUUGACGAUAACGACUCCGAUGAGGUCGUGGUGGUUCGGGAGGUCAACAACACCAAGCGAAAGUCGAAGUCUUUGGAUUCGACGGAGAGGGAUGCGGACGAUGAUUGCGUGGUUUUGGACGGUGAUCCCGAUAACCCGGUGUCGGUGGAAAACGAAGAUUCAAUUUCAAGCGGGUCGGAUGAGUUGCUUGUAGUCGGAGAGAAAGGGCAGAUUGCAUGUAGAGACUACCCUCAUCCACGUCAUCUUUGUGCCAAACAUCCUUUUGGUUCUACGCCCCAUGAUAGCCACUGUGAGCAGUGCCACUGUUUCGUCUGUGAAUCUCUUGCACCAUGUCUCCAUUGGAGCACUAACAUCUCCAGUAUCGGCCAUUGUCAUGCCACUGAUAAAGAGGAGUUCUGGAAAAUUCAGAGGAAAAGUUUCAAGCUGGAGAAAAAUGCUCCAUUACCAGCUUUAAAGGCUACUGAUAAUUCUCUGCCUAUUGCAUUUCCCCAAUUUAAAGGAGCUCAACCACUUGACCUUAUUCGAUUGGCACCCAACUCUAUACCUCAUAAUCAGGUCUCUAGGCCAGCUAUAAUCCGUUGCCCCUCCUUGCCCAAUUAUACUUUGCCAAAUAUCAUAAGCCAAGGUAGAAGCCAACAGCCAGCAUCUGCUUUGGCAAAAAACAGAUUCCAUACAAAUUUGGUUCCAUCGAAUGUGCUUGGUGUACGUAAUAAUGUCACCCAAAGGGACCGGGUUCUUAGCGUUGGGACUUUGGGUCCUCAUGCAAUGUUUAAAAGGACAGGACCUGUAAGGGGUGCCUCGCCAAUACACUCCACUGUGUGUGGUUCAUCAAACAAGGUUAAUUGUGCCCCUGCAACACAGUAUACCAGAAAUGCUACUCCAACGGCAUCAUCAAACGAUAGAAAUCUUGUUAGGUGGCAGAAUGUUCACCCUAGUGUAAAUUUUGAGUCUUAUAGGCCUCAGGACUCCUCCCAGCCCAACUUGGACAGCUUUGUCGCAAAUGUAGCAUCUUCCCAACCGCAAAUAUAUAGUCCUAUUGCUCAAUCAAAUGAUGGUGAAAAUUCUUGCCAGAAUGGGUAUCAAAGUCAAAAUGCUAACCAAGGUAUUUAUCAGAAUGGGAAUCAGAGUCUAAAUGCCAGCCAAAAUAUCUGUGAGCAGGGGAAUCAAAGUCAGAGUGCCGCAGAUCCAGGUUUUCCAGAUUUUAAUUUUAGUUGGCCUAGCCAAUCUGUUCAAAGCAACCAACUGCCUCCACUUGAGAAUUCUCAAGUUCAAAUAUCUGAGCGAUAUCCUGUUCCCAUCGAGGAGUUUAAUUCCCAGUUUAUGGGAAGCUCUCACCUCAGUGAAAGCAAUCAACAACCUGAAUUUAGUGGAAGUGCAAAUCUCAGUCAAAGCAAUCAAGAACCUCAAACUGAAAAUUUCCAACUUGAAAGCAUAAAUCUCAGUCCACUGGAGGACUUUGAGAACUGGUUGGAAAACCAGUCAGUUCCUUUGGUUGCAGAUGGUUCUAUGCCUACUGAACUUGAUAUAUUUUCUCCUCAGGCUUCCUCUAUUGAUGCGGGUAUGCUUUUGUUUGAUUUUGAGACCUCCUGGAAUGGUCUUGCGCAUGCCUAGCCAAUGACAACUACUUGUGCUUCUUGGAAAGAAGUAAUUGCCGGCAAUCAUAACUUCUGUUCCUCAACAAGAAGUAAGAAUGAUUUCCACAUUGCACACUGGGGUUAAAGGUGAUAGAGUUUUGGUGUACAGUUUUAAACUGAAGUGUACAAAAUUGCCUGUAGGUUAGAUGAUGCUGUAGAGGAUGGUAGAUUUUGAUGUCUUAUAUUCAUGAACCUAAUAUGUUAAGUUACUUGUAACAUCUGCAUUGUUCUUUCCCCUUGAAUUUUGCCGUGUCAGAUGCCCAUUCUAGUUGUUGAAGAUGAUCCCUGCAGAGUUUUGUACCUGUAUGAGGUUGAUUUGGUUUUCUACAUGUGGUGAAAGUGAAUGAACUUGGUCUUGAAUUUUAGAAAAUAGCUUACGUCAACGGGUUACGGCUACCUUUUGUGUACUUAAUGGUCCUAACAUCCGGACAAUCUUAUGUUUUUAUGUGAAAAGCUAGCUUUUCUCGAAAACAUGAGAUUGGAUGCUGGUGCGUCUUGAAUGCUUGUAGAUUUUUGUGAGUACUAAAUGCAUGGUGAUGCUAAGAACUGUUGAAGAUCUGGCUACUGGAGAUCUGAUGAAAUGGCAAGUACUUGAUAUCUUGGGGGCGUCUUGAACUCAAAAGUUUUUACAAUGUUUCAUGUGGUAAUGUAAUAUAAACGUUCUGUGCAAUCCUAGAUUUGUUUCAUGAAGCACUUUGAGGUCAUUGCUUGAAACUGAGAAUUGAGAACCCUUUUAUUUUGGUAUCAGAGAAUUAAACUUAAAACUGCA